UCUCUAUCAGUCACUGGGUCACACUCUCUCACUUCACGUCCACAUCGCGCCGGACCGGGGAAGGAAGGAAUAACUUUUUCUUUUCUUUUCCGCUCCACCAAACAACGAGAACUGCGGACCCAACUUCCCACUUUCCCUCACUUCCCCCCCCCACCCCCACACUCACUUUCUCUGUCCCCCCCCCGGUCAGUGAGGACUUCUUCUCUCCCCCCCCCCCCCCUCCCCUACUCGCUCCACCGCAUCCAAAGUGCGCCAUGGUGACUUUACGCGCAGGAUUGGGCGUCUUUGGCUUCUUGUGAUUCAAAGUUGCAGCACGAGAGUCUCAUCGCAAAGCGUGCAGGUGAUGUUCAGGACUUUUCAAGUCAUCCGCAAGUGAGAAGAGGGUGUGUCGGAGUUGUUCCAGUCUCUUAAUUGUAAUGAUGUCUUCCAUGCGAGCAUCGCCUCCCUUUCACGCGCCGCCCGAGGAAGAGGCGCCGCUCGGCCGCAGCAACAACAACAGCGCGGCCUGGCUCGACGACCACGACCCCAAGGAGACCCCGUCGCCCUCCCCGCCCGAGCGGCCCCACCCCGGCGAACUCCAGCCAGUCAGAGAGAAGCGAGCGGACGACGACUCGUGGGACAACGUUACGUCGGCUACGAUGGAUACGGAGAGCACAAAUAAAGGCUCCUCCGUCGUUUACUCGUACCGGGCCAACUCCACCUCGCCGCCCAAGCCCGAAGAGUGCUCCCAGGAUCGUGGCGAGCUGACGGCAACGGGCGCGGGCUUGGCCCUGGGCACGCCGGAACGCCGUAAGGGGAGCCUGGCGGACGUGGUUGACACGCUGAAGCAGAAGAAGCUGGUGGAGAUGACUAAGACGGAACAAGACGAGCCGCUGUGCAUGGAGAGUCUCCUCUCCAAAGACUGGAAGGAGCGCGUGGACCGCUUCAACGCCACCGAGCUGCUGGGCGAUGUCAAAGGAACGGCCGAGUCUCUGGAGGAGAAGGAGCGUCAACUGUCGGCCAUGAUCGACCAGCUGAUCAGCCUGAGAGAGCAGCUCCUCUGCGCCCACGACGAGCAGAAGAAGAUGGCCUCCUCGCAGUUGGAAAAGCAGCGGCAGCAGAUGGAGCUCGCCCGGCAGCAGCAGGAACAGAUUGCCAGACAACAGCAGCAGCUCCUGCAGCAACAACACAAGAUCAACAUUCUCCAACAGCAGAUUCAGGUCCAAGGACACAUGCCUCCCCUCAUGAUCCCUGUGUUCCCUCACGACCAGAGAUCUUUGGCGGCCGCAGCAGCCGCCGCUCAGCAGGGCUUUCUCUUCCCACCGGGCAUGUCCUACAAGCCAGGUGACAACUACCCCAUGCAGUUCAUUCCUUCGACAAUGACGGCGGCCGCGGCAGCCGGGCUCAGUCCACUUCAGCUACAGCAGCUGUACGCCGCUCAGCUGGCAAGUAUGCAGAUCUCACCGGGGGCCAAGAUGGCGCCCGUCCCGCCGGGGGGGCCCAACGCAUCCGGCCCGCUGUCGCCCACCGCCCUCCAGAGCGAGAAGCGAGCGUCCAGUCCCCUCGUGCAGGUCAAGUUGGAGGAAGGCUCCACGCAGCCGCUCAACCUCUCGGCCCGGCCCAAGACGUCGCCAACGUCGCCUAACGCGCAAACGCUGUUUUCUGGCACCAAGAGCAGCCCCACAGGCGCCCCCAAGGCCCGCAUCCCCAGCCCGGUUUCCACCAUGAGCCGCAACGCCUCCCUGGACAUCCUUUCCAGCCUGAACUCCACGGCUCUUUUCGGGGACCAGGACGCCGUGAUGAAGGCCAUCCAGGAGGCCCGCAGCAUGAGGGAGCAGAUCCAGAGGGAGGAGGGACACCACCAGCAGGGACGACCUCCUCCUCCUCCACCACCACCGCCUCCUCAUCAUCUUCAUCAUCAUCAUCAUCAUCAUCAUGCUGCACCUCCCGGACACCAAAGUCUGGAGGCCAAACUGUCGGCGUUGAGCGGCAUGAGCCUUAACAAUGGCAACAAGGAGCGUCUGCACUACGAAACGCUGAGCCACCACCUGGGCAAGCUCGGGGAGGAUGCUGGGAAGAUGGUGCAUCGAGUCAUCGACCUGACCAGGCCGGAGGAUCUGGACGGAAGCAACAUCGCGGAGGCUCGCGUGUUCCGGGAAGCACGUGGCAGGAGCAACACCGAGCCGCAUAUCAAGAGGCCCAUGAACGCCUUCAUGGUUUGGGCCAAGGACGAGCGCAGGAAGAUCUUACAGACCUUCCCGGACAUGCACAACUCCAACAUCAGCAAAAUUCUAGGUUCCCGCUGGAAAGCGAUGACCAACCAGGAGAAGCAGCCGUACUACGAGGAGCAAGCGCGCCUCAGCAAGAUCCAUCUGGAGAAAUAUCCCAACUACAAGUACAAGCCGCGACCCAAGCGGACCUGCAUCAUCGACGGCAAGAAGCUGCGCAUCGGCGAGUACAAGCAGAUGAUGCGCUCGCGCCGUCAGGAGAUGAGGCAGUUCUUUGUCGGGCCUCAGGCUCCGCAUCCCCUUGGCAACAACGAGGGCGCCAUGGAUGUCUACCCGGGCACCAUCACCAUGGCGACGGCCACCACCCCCUCACCCCACCUGACCUCGGACUGCUCCAGCAACUCGGCCAGCCCCGAACCGGCCGCGCCCGUCAUCCAAAGCGGGUAUGACAUGGUCAAGGCCGAGCCGGCCGACGACGACACGGACAUGUACGACGACUACGAGGACGAGCCCAAAUCGGACUACAGCAGCGAGCAGGAGACGCGGCAGGACAUCAGCGCCAACUGAGCGCGCUCGCAAGAUACGUUGAAAUGACUUUUUUGAGGACAACCUUAACGACAAGGGGCCGGAAGCUGCGACAACUCCAGCAUCACGUGACCGCAUUGUUUUGUAUUGUUUUGUUUUGUUGCAACCAGCAUGCAUGGUCUCUUCAGCAGCUAUUUGGUCUUAAGUGUUUUAAAAGGAGUGAGCUCGUUUCAUUUUGUAUUUACAUUUUUUGAUGAUCUUGCUGUUUUUAUUACUUUUUUGUGUUUUAUUUUGAUUGGAUUUUCGCCGGACGGGCCACCUGUUGGGUGCCUGUACAAAAACUCUGGACUGGCACAACUUGAUAUUUGAGAAGAUUUAAUAUUAAAAAAAAAAAAAAAGAACAAAAAAAGAAUCUUAGCUCUUGUAAUCUUACAGUCUUACAUUCAUGUCUCAAACAAACACAGCACAUCAAAUUUAUUGUUGUUAUUAUUAUUAUUAUUAUUAUACUGAUAUGAUAUGAUAUGAUAUGAUAUAUAUGUAUAUAUCCCAGCUCAGGUAUGAUGUGCCAGCUUGUGAAUGUGUUUUGUUUUUGUACAAUGAGAGAUGUCAAUUGUUAUAACUGUCAAUCAAACACAGGGAGCAAUUCCCAUAUGACAUAAUAUUACUUCUUAUUGUUAUUGCUACAGAUUUUACACAAAAUGUGCCAAACCUACGUUCACAUUCACUCGGUAUUGUGUAGUCUUAACUUCCACAAAUGCUGCAAAAAAAGUCUUACAGGUUUAAGCUUCUCGGCACCGAUUAGGUGAACCACAUUGCCCGGAAUUCCUUGAGGCCAAACGCCAUCUUGUUAGCUCUUACAACACUUACAAUUCAUUCAGCAUGAUGGCGCUACUGUAAGAUGAGAAAGUUUCUCAUCACUGUAUUUCUAAUUGUUUUCCAUUGGUACGAAAAAUGUAUUAUUUUGCCUGGUGGACAUCUCUAACUGUCUCAGCCUAGGGUAGGUGACUUACACCAAACUUGUGUUCUAAAAAAAUAUAUAUUACGUAGUACCGGUCUUUUUUUUUUUUUUACCUGGCAUGUAUAGUUGGAAAUAAUUUAUUAAGGAAAACAAUUGAGGGAAAAUUUGUGCUGUUUUUAUUUGAACACUGUCCAUGGUCUCAGCUGCUAUUUAAAAAAAAAUAAUAAUAAUUUUUUGUGCUGCUUUAUUGUUUAAAAACAAAUUCAAAGGAAGUCAUUUUCAGGAAAAGACACCAUAUCAAUGAUGACAUUGAUAGCAUACAUGUUAAUACUGGGUUGUUGUUUUUUAAAUCCUGACUGUAGUGUCCCAAACAAAUCUCUUUUAAAAUGAACAGCAAUUAAAAUUAAAAUAAGAGGUAAAGCCCUUAGUCCUAACUGCUAAGCAGAAGCCUGAAGAAAGUCACAAUUACAACAAUGGUGAUGACAGUUAACUGUAGUGUCUGAAAAAUAAUUUCCCCCUCAAAAAAUCUAGACGCAAUAACAACAAUGGCCAGGACAGUCAAUGGGACUUCCGUUUAAAUUUCACACAGUGUAAAAUUAAAGAAGAAUAACUGCGAAUGCAUGUAUUAAAAAAAAUACAUUUUCCCCAUUUAAAAAAGUGUUUAAAAAAGUUCUUUGAACACUUAACGUAACUGUAAUCAGAAAUCAGAAAACAAAACAAAAAUAAAUUAAGGAAAAGGUAAAAUAAUGGAUUGAUAGUGAAGUGGACUAAUUUUGACCAUAAUACUUAAGUAGAAGAGGGUUUUUUUCGUGGUUUUGUUUUCCUGUCAUUUUGGAAAUGAUAAAAUAGUUUACAGUAGACAAAAGGCCAAGAAUUCAUCGUAAAUAUAAAUAUUUAUAUUAAUCUACAUAGAUGCAGUGUUUGACAUGGACAUGGUCUCAGUAAAGCACCCCGAUUUGAGCACUCGUUAUUUUCCCUCUUCUGGUGUCAUGCUGGUUUUAUUUUAUUUUAUUUUAUUUUUGGCAUUUUGAACAUCUUUCCACUUUCUACACUCAUUACCUCUGUUUUUGUUGAGCUUUUUUUUUUUUUUUUUUACUAUUAAUAUUAUAAAGACGAGCUUCACAAGCUGAGCCUCAGCAUCACUCGCAUGGCAGGCCAACUCCUGCUCGCCUCACACAUCCUAAGCACUGGAUAGAGCUUUUGACAUUUUAGUUUCUUUUUAUGUUCUCUUAUGACUGAGGUGAUAUUGUUGUUUUUGGUCCCAUGUUGUCGUCGCUUCGGCCAGAAGGUUUUUGUUUUUUGUUUUCCUCUGAUCUGGCCUCUGUUAAACCUCAUGACAUACAUACACUUUUUUUUGUGAUGACUAUUUUUGUUUCAAAUUGUGCGUUUUAACAUUUCAUUGUAUUUAUUAGCCAGCUGUGGCUCUAAAAAGUGUCAGUACAUGGCAUACUGGUGAGAAAGACAAUCAAAGGAAAAUAAGAAAUAAAUGAGAAAUAAAAACUGCA
Molecule: messenger RNA, 5195 nt
Organism: Phyllopteryx taeniolatus (common seadragon)
Lineage: Eukaryota; Metazoa; Chordata; Actinopteri; Syngnathiformes; Syngnathidae
Product: transcription factor SOX-6-like
Exons: 16
Coding region: 417-2774 (785 amino acids)
Biological process (GO): central nervous system development; positive regulation of chondrocyte differentiation; regulation of transcription by RNA polymerase II
Cellular component (GO): nucleus
Molecular function (GO): DNA-binding transcription factor activity, RNA polymerase II-specific; RNA polymerase II cis-regulatory region sequence-specific DNA binding
Source: RefSeq, a predicted model, not a curated record